Molecule: messenger RNA, 6645 nt
Organism: Formica exsecta
Lineage: Eukaryota; Metazoa; Arthropoda; Insecta; Hymenoptera; Formicidae
Product: cell division cycle and apoptosis regulator protein 1-like
Exons: 22
Coding region: 149-5065 (1638 amino acids)
Biological process (GO): regulation of DNA-templated transcription
Cellular component (GO): nucleus
Source: RefSeq, a predicted model, not a curated record
CCGACUCGCGUAGUACGUGUGAAAACAUGGCGCCCGAAUGAAGGACGCUGAACGCGAGUGCCUGCCAGAUUUACCGUCGCGUUUGUACACAUACACGCAUAUAUUCUCACAGAGGUGUCUCGAUAAAUCGGCCUGAUACUUCGGCAUAAUGAGCAAUCUGUCACCCUUCGGCGGCGGCAAGAACCCACCGUGGGUCCGCAAUGCAGGCCAAGGUAUACAGAAUAUCCAGCAGCAAAUGUUAGGUCAAGCUAUGGGCAGCAUCGGAGGGCAGCCAAUGGUGCAGUAUCAACAACAAACUCAACAAGUAUACCAACAAAGUCUGGGACUACAACAGCCCAAUAUCACUAUGGCAUCAAUGGCAACCCUUGGAUCAAAUUUGCCAUCGGGUAUAGCAGGACAGUUAUAUCCACAAGUCGCUACAGUAUCUUAUCCGACACCACGAGCAUUGAACACAAAUGCUUUUCAACCUUCUGUAACUGGUGUUCCACAGCAGGUGCAACAGAAUGUACCUUCGUCGUCUACAAAGCAAAGAGUUUUCACGGGCACUGUUACCAAAGUACAUGAUAAUUUUGGCUUUGUAGAUGAAGAUGUAUUUUUCCAAACUAGUGCAUGCGUGAAGGGAUCUAAUCCUGUAGUAGGAGAUCGUGUGCUUGUAGAGGCAUCGUACAAUCCUUCUAUGCCGUUCAAAUGGAAUGCCACUAGAAUACAAGUGCUUCCUAUGAGUAAUAAUAGCAACAAUGCAAAUACUCAACAAACUAACCAAUCAAACCGUCAACAACAACAGCAACAACAACAGCCAAAUAGGACAUCAAGCACUUACAAUGCUGUACCGCCUCCUACAGAAAAUCCCAACAACAGGUUCACAACAAGUACAACAAAUUCCAAUACUACCAGCAAUCGUAACAAGGUUGGCAGAGUAAGAGAAAGAUCUCCACGUGAGCGGAGAAACGAUGACGAAGAAAUAGAACGGAAGAGACGUCGUGAAGAGAGAAUAAGAGAACGCGAGAAGAAGGAGGAUCGAAGCCCAUCAAGGACUAGAAGAAGCAAAUCGCCCAGACCUCGUCGGCGUACAAGAGUUGUACCGCGUUACAUGGUGCAAAUACCGAAAAUCGCACUCGACCUGCCUGAAGCAGAUGUUCUUGAGAUAAGAAGACGCUAUCAAAAUAUGUAUAUUCCUAGCGACUUCUUUUCAACUAACUUCAGAUGGGUCGAUGCCUUUCCACCACAUAUGCCAUUUACCCUUAAUAAACCAUGCUCCUUCCAUGUUACACAUAAAGACGUCGAUCCGUGUAAUGAAAAUACAGCAGUACUAGAACCCUCGGAUGCUGAUUAUCUGUUCUCUGCAAAGGUCAUGCUCAUAUCUAUGCCUGCCAUGGAAGAGAUAUACAAAAGAUGUUGUGGCGUUUCUGAAGAUAGGGAUCCCGAUCGCGAUUACGUUCAUCCUACGCGCCUUAUAAAUUUCUUAGUAGGCUUACGGGGCAAAAAUGAGACAAUGGCCAUAGGUGGGCCAUGGAGUCCCUCAUUAGACGGGCCUAAUCCUGAAAAAGAUCCGUCUGUAUUAAUUAGGACGGCCGUGAGGACCUGUAAAGCACUUACCGGCAUAGAUUUAUCCAGCUGCACUCAGUGGUACCGCUUCCUGGAACUCUACUACAGACGCGCAGAAACGACCCACAAGUCCGGGCGAGUGGUACCCUCUCGCGUUGAAACCGUCAUACUAUUUCUCCCAGAUGUUUGGAGCUGUGUACCUACCAGAUUGGAAUGGGACGGGCUACAACUCAACUAUAAGAAACAAUUGGAGCGAAAGUUGCUGCGUGCCUCUUCUAACACCGACGAUUUGGAUGCUGCCAAUGAGACCGAUGAGGCUGCCGUCGCUGAUCAAAAGGAUGAUUCUAUGCCUGAGAAGAAAGAUCCUACGCACUACUCCGAGCUAGAUCCGAAAUCGAUGAACGUAAACGAAUUGCGUCAAGAACUGGCAGCUCGUAACUUGAGCUCGAAAGGCUUGAAGUCGCAAUUGCUAGCGAGACUUUUGAAAGCUGUAAAGUCGGAACAAGCCAAAGAGGAAGGUCGGCAAGAUGAAGAUGACAAUGAAGAAGAUGUUUCGCCGCAAUCGAAGGAAGAGGACGAUAAAAAAUUUAGAGAUAGCAAAGAUCAUGAUGAAGAUAAGAGAAAGCUUUACGAACGUGAACGUGCCGUACUCGAGAAGAGAUACACUUUACCCGAUUCAUCGCAUAUUAUCGUUCACCCCUCUAGAAUGGCCAAGAGUGGAAAAUUUGACUGCACGGUUAUGUCUUUGAGCGUAUUAUUAGAUUAUAGGCCGGAAGAUACCAAGGAGCAUUCUUUUGAAGUAUCUCUUUUUGCUGAACUGUUCAACGAAAUGUUGAUGCGAGAUUUCGGCUUCCGCAUUUAUCGUUCAUUGUCCAACCUCCCCGAAAAAAUUAAGGAGAAGGACGAAGAUAAAAAGAAAGAUAAGAAGGAUGAUAAGAGAGAUGACAAGAAAGACGAUAAGAGGAAGGAAGAUGAGAAAAAAUCUAGUAAAAAGGAUGAAAAACGGGAUGAUAAGAAGAGAGAAGAAGCCAAAGAUAAGAAGGAUGACAAAGAUGCAAAAAGUAAAAUAGAUGAUAAAGACAAAGAAAAGGAUAAAAAUGACGACGAAGAGGAAGAUGAAGAAGAUGAAUCUGAUGAUGACGAUUCUGUAAAAGAUGGUAGAAGGGAUAGAGACAAAGAUGGAAAGAAACGGAAAACAAAACUGUACACAUAUGAUCCUUACCUUCUGCUGUCAUUUGUGUAUUUCGAUCAGACACAUUGCGGAUAUAUAUUUGAUAAGGAUAUAGAAGAACUUAUUUACACUCUGGGACUGAAUUUAUCAAGAGCUCAAGUACGAAAACUAGUGCAAAAGGUUGUUACGAGAGAUUCUUUGCAUUAUCGCAAAUUGACAGAUAAAUCGAAAGAAGAUGAUUUAAAGGACGAGAAGAAGGACGAUAAAGAAAGUGAUAGAGGUGAAUCGACCAAAGCAGAAAAUGAGGAAGAUAUAUUGCGUUCACUUGCUCUCGGAAAUAAGAAAUUAUUACCAGUAUUUGUGGGAAGCGGACCGCCUUCGAAAAGGGCGCGAAGAUGCAUUUUAGAAAAAGGCGACGAAGAAAUUCCAGAAGGUAUUGUUUUGUACAAAGGCUCCUUAUACAAUUUUAAUUUUAUUCAAAUGACUAUCUUUAAAUAUGUUUUUUCUCUCUGGGCUUUUUACUUCUGCUUCUUACUAACGUGCACUUUCUUCUUUCAGGAUGAUUCUAUGCCUGAGAAGAAAGAUCCUACGCACUACUCCGAGCUAGAUCCGAAAUCGAUGAACGUAAACGAAUUGCGUCAAGAACUGGCAGCUCGUAACUUGAGCUCGAAAGGCUUGAAGUCGCAAUUGCUAGCGAGACUUUUGAAAGCUGUAAAGUCGGAACAAGCCAAAGAGGAAGGUCGGCAAGAUGAAGAUGACAAUGAAGAAGAUGUUUCGCCGCAAUCGAAGGAAGAGGACGAUAAAAAAUUUAGAGAUAGCAAAGAUCAUGAUGAAGAUAAGAGAAAGCUUUACGAACGUGAACGUGCCGUACUCGAGAAGAGAUACACUUUACCCGAUUCAUCGCAUAUUAUCGUUCACCCCUCUAGAAUGGCCAAGAGUGGAAAAUUUGACUGCACGGUUAUGUCUUUGAGCGUAUUAUUAGAUUAUAGGCCGGAAGAUACCAAGGAGCAUUCUUUUGAAGUAUCUCUUUUUGCUGAACUGUUCAACGAAAUGUUGAUGCGAGAUUUCGGCUUCCGCAUUUAUCGUUCAUUGUCCAACCUCCCCGAAAAAAUUAAGGAGAAGGACGAAGAUAAAAAGAAAGAUAAGAAGGAUGAUAAGAGAGAUGACAAGAAAGACGAUAAGAGGAAGGAAGAUGAGAAAAAAUCUAGUAAAAAGGAUGAAAAACGGGAUGAUAAGAAGAGAGAAGAAGCCAAAGAUAAGAAGGAUGACAAAGAUGCAAAAAGUAAAAUAGAUGAUAAAGACAAAGAAAAGGAUAAAAAUGACGACGAAGAGGAAGAUGAAGAAGAUGAAUCUGAUGAUGACGAUUCUGUAAAAGAUGGUAGAAGGGAUAGAGACAAAGAUGGAAAGAAACGGAAAACAAAACUGUACACAUAUGAUCCUUACCUUCUGCUGUCAUUUGUGUAUUUCGAUCAGACACAUUGCGGAUAUAUAUUUGAUAAGGAUAUAGAAGAACUUAUUUACACUCUGGGACUGAAUUUAUCAAGAGCUCAAGUACGAAAACUAGUGCAAAAGGUUGUUACGAGAGAUUCUUUGCAUUAUCGCAAAUUGACAGAUAAAUCGAAAGAAGAUGAUUUAAAGGACGAGAAGAAGGACGAUAAAGAAAGUGAUAGAGGUGAAUCGACCAAAGCAGAAAAUGAGGAAGAUAUAUUGCGUUCACUUGCUCUCGGAAAUAAGAAAUUAUUACCAGUAUUUGUGGGAAGCGGACCGCCUUCGAAAAGGGCGCGAAGAUGCAUUUUAGAAAAAGGCGACGAAGAAAUUCCAGAAGGUAUUGUUUUGUACAAAGGCUCCUUAUUGGAUGUAGAAAAACUCGUUGGUCAAUUGAAAAGAUCUGAGAAAGCGCGUUUAGACACUGAAGAUCGUAUGAUGGAAAUUCAGCAUGAACUAACUAUAGUCAAUGAAAAAUCCACAAAACAAACUAAUAAUAUUAAAAAUCUUUCGGAAGAUUUAAAAAUGUACAAAGAUAAAUUGCGAAGCACAGAAGAAAAGCUCAAGAAAGUUUCUACUGAUUGCCAUACUUAUCUAACUGCAGUAAAAAAUAUUUACCAUAUAGCAGCAAAAAUGAUGCAGAGUGAUACAAGAAAAGUAGAGGUAGUAGAAAUUCAAGAUGAAAAGGUUGGCAAUGAGAUAAAUGGUUCAGAGAUGGAAAAUAAAUUUAAAACUGAUACGAGGUGGGGAGAUAAUAAAGUCCAAGUGAAGAAGGAACCCAUGGACAUAGAUAAAGACAAGAAAUCUGACAAUAAAACUUCUGUCAAAAAAGAGGUUACUGAAAUGGACAAGGAGAAGAAAUAAAAAUUGCAUCUAUUUAUUAUAAUACGCACUGAUACAAAUAGAGGUUUGAUCUUAUUUUACUUUCACAUGCGCGUGCAUAUGCACAUGACAUGUAAAAAAGAAAAACGCAAAGCGGAUGAGGAACUAACAAAAAAUUUACCCUAUAUGAAAUUGUGUGAUCAAGACCAUAUUUUGUAACUUUUUCACUCAAUGAUAAUGUGUGAUGGCAUCUUUAAUUAGUAUAAUAGAGAAGCACUUAAAAUCAUGCAUAAUAAUUUGUAUCAAUGUAAUGUAUCAUUGUUAAAAUGUCUUUCGUUUUCCACAUAACUUUAAAUAUUUUGCAUAAAUGGAUAAAUAUACAAAAUUGAGUUUUGAAAUAUGAUCUGCCAUUAAGUGCCAGAUAUUGAUUAUAUAUAUAAACCGGUAUUUAAUAUUAUUAUAGUUUCAAUAAUAUGUUAACAAAUGUAUAAUUAUCCUAUCCAUAUAAAUCGCGUGAGGAUUUUUAUUAUUUACAAUAACGCAAAAAUGAUAGGUAUUGCAUUUCCAUUGUUAUUACGUGAAUACAAAAUAAUUUUUGAAAUAAAAUUCUUAUGUAGUACAUAUAAUUCUUAUUAAGUACAUAUUUUAGAGCUGUUUUGCAUAGUUUAAUCUUAUAAAUUAUAUAUAAUUAAUAUCAUAUUGUUUACAUUAUAUUUUUGUUGUCAGAUUUCUCAUGAUUCUUUAAACGAAAUAUGUUUUUCAAUGAAAAAAUAUAUAUCGCAAAUUUAAUUUUUUUUUAAACUAACCUUAACUCUAUAAUGUAUAAUUUAGCGUAAUAAACAUGUAAUGCAAUAAAUGUGAUACCAAUGAUAAAGUUACACUAGUAUUUGAUUUCAAGGAUAUCUAUUCUUGCAUUUGUGUUGAAUUUUGCAGGAUUCUAUUUUAUUUCACUGCUGCUGAUUUUGCAGUAUAGUCAGCAUUCGUAUAUGUUUAAAAAAAACAUGAUAUUGAAAUAUAUCACUGUCCAAAAGCAACAGAACUUUCCAUUAAAAAUAACGACACAUUCAAUAUAUUUUUUCUAUGCAGCAAUAAAAAUUAUUCUUUUCAUAGUAUUCUUUUCUCUUUUAUUAAACAAGAAAAUAUAUACAGUUUUAAAAUAAUUCGAGUCUAUAAAAUAUUUCUUUUGACAGUAAUGUCAAUAAUCUAAUAAAAAUAUAACAAAACCACACAAGAUAUCCUUUAAGUUAGAUGUUGUGUGUAUUUUCACCGAAUGUGUCAGACACUUUUGUCCAAAAGUUAUACAAAAACGUGUUCUCGAACGUGAGCAAUCAUGCAUAAUCGCACGUUCCAUUGCCCAAGUUUAUAGUUUGCAACUUAUGAUGCCAAGGAUACUAUUUUGUACAUAGUUUCUUAUAUUAUAUAGAAAAACUUUUUGUAGUUUGUUAGAAAAGGCCACAUUUUUAUCAAAAAGAAAAAGGCACGUUAUGAGAGUAUAAAAAUGCGUGAACAAUUCCAAUUCUGUGUACUUCAUUGUUAUACAAAUCUAAUGAAAAUUAUAAUUAUCUUCUUGAGCACACCUGGUAGUCAAAAAUGUAAGAGUAACAAUAAAUAUUGUUUCAACA